Molecule: messenger RNA, 495 nt
Organism: Necator americanus (New World hookworm)
Lineage: Eukaryota; Metazoa; Nematoda; Chromadorea; Rhabditida; Ancylostomatidae
Exons: 3
Coding region: 1-495 (164 amino acids)
Source: RefSeq, a predicted model, not a curated record
AUGUACAACCAUUGUCCGGAUCGUACACGAACUCAGGAAUUCGCUCUGGUGACGAAUUCGGCAGUGGCGACGGGUGUUGCUGGAAUGGCUGGGAUUGAAGCGGAGACCAUCCUUUCCAUACGCGUCAUCAGCUCGGUGAAUAUCCAUUUUGGAGUCGCUGCUCACAAAAGCCCCACCAGCAGUUCGACAGGGCUUGAAGCCGAGGCUGGAGUCCUUGUCAACCGUCCGCGUUGUAGUCCGCUAAUCGCCAGUCGUUCUGGAUGCCGUUAUAGCCGAACACGAGUAGCUCUAUUGAAUGCGAAUACGGAGAAGAGAAUGUCAACACAAAAACAACACGGUGGCAACGCAGGAAUACAGGACCAGAACCUCCGACUUGGUCACUGCUUCUUUGCUGACGGCGGUACAGGUCUGUCCUUAGACAUGCUCAAGUUCAAGGACUGGUGGCGCUUGCCAAUUCAGCAGGGUGUUGAAAUGCGAAAGUUCGAAUUUCCUUGA